GGCGCCCGGAGACGCCCGGAAAUUUGCGGGCGCGCCGGAAGUUGUGAGGAGUUUCCUGCGAGCUCGGCUUCCUCAACAUGGCAGCGCCCUUGUCAGUGGAGGUGGAGUUCGGAGGUGGUGCGGAGCUCCUGUUUGACGGUAUUAAGAAACAUCAAGUCACUUUGCCUGGACAGGAGGAACCCUGGGACAUCCGGAACCUGCUCGUCUGGAUCAAGAAGAACUUGCUAAAAGAGCGGCCAGAGUUAUUCAUCCAGGGAGACAGCGUGCGGCCAGGAAUUCUGGUGCUGAUUAACGAUGCCGACUGGGAGCUACUGGGUGAGCUGGACUAUCAGCUUCAGGACCAGGACAGCGUCCUCUUCAUCUCCACUCUGCACGGCGGCUGAGGGCCCUUCUCUGGGCCUGGGCACCCUUAGAGGGGAGAACGAAGCAAUCAGACAUCCCCUUGGGCCCUGCUUCCAGGUCUCCCUGUCCCCCUUGCCUGUCUUCUUCCCUGCUCUGUCCCCCAAGCUCCCUCCAGGCAGGGAAAAGAGGCCAGGUGCUAAAAAUGAGCCUUUCUCAAGCACGUGAGCAGGGGAAGGCAGACAGGCACCAGAGCCCAGCACUCCCUUUUCCAGCAGCUGUGAUGGGGGAGGGUGCCCCUCUGGUUUGUCAAGAGUGGAAGGAGGCUCUGUGGCCAGGUGACCUGGCUGCCUUCCACUCCUUGUACCUCAGUCUAAACAUGGAGUGGCCGCUGACAAGGUGCUCCAGCCUCAGGGCCAGCAUCUUCAUGGGGAAGAUGAAUGGACCUGAGUAGCUGAAGGAAGGCCCCUCCCUACCCAAAGAUUGGAGGCUUCUCAGCCUCAAUUUCCCUGUCUGGACAGCUGAGGGCUUUGCCUGUCCCCCACUGCUAUCAGUAUGGAACCCCAGCUGGGGUCCCCUAUUCAGUGCUGACUCCCCCCAGCCAGCAGCUGCUCCUCCAGCCACACCCCUCCUUCUGCUCCCCCUACCCCUAGCCCUUGACCCUGGCUGGCCUGCCUCCCUCCACAGGCCACCAGAUGGGCUCCUGAGACCCUCCCCAGGCUGCUUACAGCUCAUUCUGCUGGGGGUAGAGAUGAAGGGAGGGAGUAAGUUAAACCUUGGACUAGCAGAAGCCUGGGGGGAUCUGUGUGCCUCAGUUUCCUCCUCUACAACUGAAUAUUUAUAGUGGCUGAAAACUGGGGAGAUACCUGAUGGUGCAGAUGUCCAUUUUCUCUCCCUUCCCACCUCCUGCAGGAAGCAGGAGGGGGCAGGCAGCACCUGGUAGGCAGAGUGGUUUGCUCCCCCUCCCCUUCCCUUCUGGAAGUCUUGGGGCCUCAGUGCUUGCAACAGCCGGCCUUGUGCAAAUAAAAGACUAGGUUGUUUACUAGC
Messenger RNA from Chlorocebus sabaeus (green monkey), 1386 nucleotides. It is a transcript of the gene URM1, whose product is annotated as ubiquitin related modifier 1. The record is from RefSeq and is a predicted model, not a curated record. Lineage: Eukaryota; Metazoa; Chordata; Mammalia; Primates; Cercopithecidae. Gene Ontology annotation, cellular component: cytoplasm. Gene Ontology annotation, biological process: tRNA thio-modification.